Molecule: messenger RNA, 976 nt
Organism: Hylaeus anthracinus
Lineage: Eukaryota; Metazoa; Arthropoda; Insecta; Hymenoptera; Colletidae
Gene: viaf
Product: viral IAP-associated factor homolog
Exons: 5
Coding region: 188-901 (237 amino acids)
Biological process (GO): protein folding
Cellular component (GO): cytoplasm
Source: RefSeq, a predicted model, not a curated record
AUGCGUGUAGGAGAGAACGUAGGGUAUUUCAUUGUAGUGAAACGUGAUCAGCUGUCGGUCACAAUUCUACGACAUUCUAACUGACUUUUUGUCACUUAGAGCCACUCAGUGCAACGAUUAAUUAAUGUACAUACUGCGAAUCACUAUUUUAUCUUAGAAUUAAACUAUUUAAGCAACUCUUUACACCAUGCAAGAUCCAAAUGAAGAUACACAAUGGAAUGAUAUCCUUAGGAGUAAAGGAAUUAUACCUGAGAAAGAAAAGGAAGUUACAGAAGAUGAAAUACUGAACAUUGCGGAGAAUACUGUAAAUGAGAAAACUGGGCGUGCACCAACUGAUUUGGAAAACAAGACAUUAGAUGAAUUAGAUGAACUAGAGGACGAAGAAGAUGAGAAGGUUCUCUUGGAGUACCGACAUAAGAGAAUAGCCGAAUUAAAGGAAUUAGCUAAUAAAUCUAAAUAUGGUGAAGUAAAAGAGAUAUCAGGAAAAGACUAUGUUCAGGAAGUAAAUAAUGCAGGAGAAGAUAUUUGGGUUGUUCUUCAUUUGUAUAAACAUGGUGUACCUCUCUGCACACUUAUUAAUCAACAUUUAGCUUCCUUGGCAAGAAAGUUUCCUACAACAAAGUUCUUAAAAAGCAUUUCUGUUACUUGUAUUCCCAAUUGGCCAGACAGUAAUCUUCCUACGAUUUUUAUCUAUCAUAAUGGAAAUAUGGUGCAACAAAUUAUUGGACCCAUAGAAUUAAGAGGCAUGAAAUUAACUGAACCAGAAUUGGAAUGGAUGUUAGGACAAGAAGGAGCCGUACCAACUAAACUCACAGAAGAUCCACGAACAAAAGUUAAAGAUGUAUUAUUCUCUGCGUUAAGGCCUGGCAGUGACAACCAAAAUGACAAUGAUGAUUGGUAAUUGUAUAUUUCCUAGAAACUAUAUACACUAAACGAGCAUACGAAUAUUACAAAGCACAAAGCAUUUUAUUUAUUU